UUUGAAAACAAUCACAACGGAGAGCAUAGAAAGAUUUGAAAACCACGCGUAUCACGGAUACACUCUAGUUCUUAUCAUAGAACUCGGGCUUGUCUGAUCGUACGCUGAGCAAAGAAGGAAGUGGCAGUAUCUUUUAGUAUUCCGUUUCGUUCUGUUCUCAUUUCGCGAGCGGUUCAUGCUGUUUUAACAUAGUCCGCGCACGGUGAAAGUGACACCAAACGCAACAUUUUACAGGAUAUUGAAGAAAUUUUUGUUUAAUAUAUAUUUAUGAGUAAAAUAUCUUUAUAUAAUUUCUCCACGAUUUCAAAGAGCGAGGAAACAAUGAGACGAUAUUCAUAUUCUCGUCGACAACAAAUUGUUCCAGAAGAAUAUCGAUCUUGCGAAGUGAGCAUAUCGUCCGCUCGUGCGUCGGUAAUGGUAUAUGACGACGUUAAUAAAAAAUGGGUACCAAGUGGCAGUUCCUCAGGACUCUCCAAAGUUCAGUUAUACCAUCAUCAAGUGAAUAAUACAUUUCGCGUAGUGGGAAGAAAGUUGCAGGAUCACGAAAUCGUGAUCAAUUGCGCGAUCCUCAAAGGAUUAAAAUACAAUCAGGCGACAGUCACAUUUCAUCAAUGGCGAGAUAAUAAACAAGUAUACGGUCUGAAUUUCUCCAGUAAGGAUGACGCCGACGCAUUUGCUAGGGCGAUGUUACAAGCACUCGAUGUAUUGAGCAAUGGAAGCAAUAUAUCGAGAAGUCUUGCACCUGCCUCCGCUACUCAACAACAAUCCGUCUUUCAGCAACAGCAACCUACUAAUGCUCAAUACGAUGAAGAUAUGGGAUACAGAACCAUGACCAGAGAAGAUGUAGCAAUUAUUCAGGAACGCAGAAUGUCUCAACAAAGCCAAGCAACAAAUAGUCCGAACGCAAUUUCUCCAAGUUGUCCUCUCGCAUCGCAGCAACAGCAACAGCCGCCUCCACAACAACAACAACAACAACCGCAACCACAACCUCAACAAUCUAUGCAACAACAACAAUCGCAGCCGCCAGCGCCACCACAACCUCCGCAACAGCAGCAACAACAACAACAUCAAGUGCAGCAGCAGCAGCAACAAUCGCAGCCAUUGCAGCAACAACCACAAUCCGGUCAUCAUAGAACUUCGUCAGCACCUCCAGCUCCGCAACCUCAGCAACAAACUGUUAUACAAUCGAUGCAGGUUACCGGUGGCAUUGGAACUAGUGCAGCACAAAUGACGAGCGGGGGUGCGCCUCCGGUACCUCCACCACAGCCACCUAUGGCGGCAACAGCUCCGCCGUGUCCACCGGCAAUGAUAAACUUUAACGUCCCGGUACCACCACCUCCAAUGAUGAUGAGCCAAUACGCGCAAUCCCCAUCUUCUCAAUCAAAUUUGCCGAAUCAAUCGCAAGCACAGUCAAUUUAUGGUAGUAGUCAAGGAAAUCAGUAUGGAGCCGCACCGAACAAUAGUCAAUACGCGACUGUCGCUGUCGUCGGGCAAAGUCCAUGCCAGUAUUCUUCUGGAAAUCAGAAUAACUUCUACAAUAACAACGGACAAGUCGCUAACGCGUAUUCUAGUGGACAGCCUGGACAAACAAAUCAGUAUGGCGGCGGUGGUGGUAGUAGUGGUGCUGGUGGUCCUGGUGGCCCUGGUGGGAAUCAGUAUGGAAGUAGUAAUUCGAUUGGUCAGUAUGCCAGUAGCGGAGCUGCGACAACAGGUCAGGGUUAUGGGGUAGGUGUCGCAGUCAACGUUGGUGUCGGCCAGCCGAAUCAGUCUCAGUACAAUAUUGUAUCUCAGGCACAGGCACAAUAUGGUACUAGCCAAAUACAAGCAGUUUCUAGCGCUACGAAUCCUUAUGGAACGCCAUCAAAUUCAGUGAAUCAAUACAGUAGCACUAGCGGUGUAGGUGGUAGCGGUGGUACUUGUGGAAAUACUGUUGGCAGCGCUAGCGGUGGCCCUGGCAGUGGACAUCACGUACCACCUGUUAAUCCUAAUGUUUACGCUCCUCUCGGUAAUGCUGGUCCUCAACCACCUCCUAUGCUACCAGUGGCUGGGCCUGCCGCUCCACCUCCACCUCCUCCACCACCUGCCCCGAAGAUCAACGCUGUUAAUCUAAAUCCACUUUCUGGAUCUGGUUCCACUGGGUCAGUAAGUUCUGUCACAAAUAGCGAGCCAUCACCGGAUUCCAAUUCGUUGGCUGCAGCAAUUCAAGCAACUCGUCUUAAAAAGAAGCAACAGGCAUCACAGCAACCAGUAGAAAACAGUGGUUCUAGUACUAGUAGCAGUGGAAGUGCUGGAAGCGGAAAUUAUGGUACUUUAGGAAGAGGUGGAGGUGGCGGUAUGGCUUCCAUGAUGGAUGAAAUGGCUAAAACUUUAGCCCGUAGACGAGCUGCCGUUGAGAAAAAACAACCCGAGCAACCACAAGAACCUGAAAGUUCACCCGAUAAGAAAUGGGAUAAGAAUAGUUCAUCUAACAAUAAAUUCUCAAAUGGUGCCGAAUCACCAAAAUCGGUUCGCAAGAGGUUUGGUUCAGCUUCAGAAGAUACACUUUUAAAAGUAAACGGUGUUAACGAUGGGGCUGUGCUCACUGCUCAAGAAAUGGAAGCAUUUAAAGCAGAGAUUAUCAAGGAAGUGCGUAAAGAAUUUCAAAAGAUGAAACAAGAGAUUGUAGAUGCUGUCAGAACGGAACUAAGUAGAAGAUAAGGAUGAGAUGCGGACCAGUUUGAACUAAAACGAAGAAAAAAAAAAUGAAGGAUUCUACCAUUGUGUAGAUCAACCGAAACGAUCAUCGACAACCGUACACGAAUUUUUUUUUACUACGUAUUUGCGAAAAUGGAAUGCAGUUAUACCCCAUGUAUAUCAGACAUGUUUGUGUGUAAGUACGUUAUAUCUAAUCUAGUGUUUUAAGUGAACCGUACCCUUUCGUUGCUUACUUGAGCGAAUGGUAAGCAAUGCGAUUUUUGGAUAAAAUUGAUUCUGAUUCUACCAAUUCGAUGCACACUACAUUUUAGCAUUCAUAUUAGUCUUCGGUGGUAUUGUACGUUUUUUAAAAUAUUUUAUUUUUGUUUUUUUUUUUUAUGAUUUUUCAAAUUAAUAUCGAUUACACUGUUUCGAUAACUUGUUCAUAAUUGAAUCGAACAAUCUAACGUGACGUAACGUAAAAUGCUGAUCUCACGCACAAUGGAAAACGCUUGCGUUUCUAUGUAAAUAUCACAAAACUCAAUUCAGCAAGAGAUACGUAAAAGAUAUAACGUUAUAAAAAUAUCCCUACUUUAAGACGCAUUUAAAAUAUCGAAUUAAAAAUAUUUGCAUUGAAUUUUGUUUAAUAAUGCAAUUUUAUUCUUUUAAAUAUUUUUUUUUUUUUUUUAAUACGUAAUAUACGUAAUAUUAUAUUCGCAAUAUCGAUAUCACUUGAAUUUUUUUCGUACAUACCACCACUUCCAUGUACAGAUUUCAUUAAUACGCACAGUUCAAUACAUUCCAAAUCAAAGUUUUUCGGUAUUGUAAAACAGGUAGAACAGAAUAAAGUGAUCAUCAAUCAACUGCCACACGAUUUUCCAGUAAAGUUAGUUCUCGAUUCUACUCGAGAAGUAUGUUUCACAAUUUCUUUUAAUACAAGAAAUAUAUCCAUUAUCCGAUCGUUUUAAAAAAAAAAUUACGAUCGAUUUUAUAUCUACGCAUUCGUUGAUCGCCACAAAUUCAAAAUUCAAACAUAUGACAGGGCGAUCAUGUUUGCUACCGAUAAUAGUAUACUACUCUCCGUUCUUAUAUUUUUUUAUCGUCUCUCGUACGAUUCUCACAGAAAAUGAGAAAAUUAACGUUGCAGUUCAUAUAUAUUCUAUGUAUCUAUAAUAUAACCAUACGUACGCUGAUUCGCACCAGCUUAUUGGCAUUUAUUGCAUUCAAACUGAACAGGAUCGGAGAGUGUUAGCAAUCGAGAAUAGAAAGAAAGAAAGAGGAAAAAGUGAGUGAGUGAGAGAAAGAGAGAGAGAGCGAGCGAGCGAGCGAAAGAGAAAGCGAGAGAGAGAAAGAGAGAGAGAGAGCGAUAGGAAGAAAGCGUGCGAAAGAGAGGAAAGUAAGAGAAAGAGAUGAAGAGAAAAAGAAAAAAAGAUUGUCAUAUCCAUUCCUCGCAGUAUUCGUUAUAUUUCGUAACGUGUUAAAAUAUCAAUGUCAUUCGAUGUACGAUAUGAUUCGAUACGACAUGACGUCAUGAUGUAAAAUUAAAUGACGUGUAUGAUAAAUAUCGAUGAUUCAUUAUUAUAUUAAUAUUAUCUAUUUUAUUUUUCUUUUUUUCUUUUUCUUUACUUCACGAGACGGAUUUACGAUGACUGAUUAUUAAAUUAAACGCAUUAAUUAAGAGCGCAACGAUAAUGUUAAGUAUUAUCAAACUAAAUUUUUUAUUUCAAUUUCUAGUCGUAUAAGAAAAAUAAUAAUGAAAAGUAUAAUCGCUAACAUUAAUAUCCACUUCAAUAUUUUCGUGAGAUAAGGAGUUAAUAAGAGAUAAUCUCAAUGCGAUUUGGAUCUCUAAGAAUUAUGAUAUUUGCGCAUUUUUUCACAAAUAUUAUCUAUUAAAAAUAAUUCGUUUUAAUUUUAUUUUAUUUUUUUUUUUUCCUUCGUAUCGCGCAAUCGUUCUUAAAAUUGUAAUUACACAUUAAAUUUUCGUCUUAAGAUCGGGGAUAAGGAAAAAAAAAAUUGUAAUUACAUAUUAAAUUUUUCUCUUAAAGUCGGGGAUAAGAAAAAAAAAAAAAACUAGUAUCUAAUCUUUUUUAAUGCUCGCAUUAAAUUUCGACUUGAGACAGUUUCGUUCACAAAUUGUAUCGAUACAACCGACUGAACCGAAUAAAAUAAUGCUCUCGUUGUUACGAUAAGCACGUAUAUAUUCUUGGCAAAUCUUUUUUUUUUGCCACUCGAUGCAUUUCACAUUUGAAACAAUAUAUUCCGUUCUGUCUUAUCGCAUUCCACUAUCAUUGUACGACUUUCGAAAUUUUUAUGCUUAUACAUCGACGUUUAUAUUUUGCUACUUGAUUUCAUUUCCAUAACUUUAACUUUUUAAGGCUUUCCACGUAAGGUAAUGAAUAAUCUUGCGAUCGCGUUGCGUCGACUUUUUAAAAAAAAAAAAAAAAAAAAGAAAAAAGAAAAAAAAUAACGAUUCGACGAUAAAUAACUGUUGUUUAAACAAUUUGCAAGGCUAAAUUUUAAAACGAUCGAACCAACAGGUGGAACAGGUAUGCGUGUGUGCAAGAGUAAUAAUACAACGUUGAGUGUGUGUGUGUGUGCAUAUGUGUAUGCGCGCGCGCGCGUGCUUGCGUGUGAUUAAAAAUGCGAAACGUUGAAUGUUGGGAACGGUGGGUGUUGUGUUGCGUGUAGAAAGAAGAGAAAAGGGAAAUGUUUGGGCGCGGCAAUGGUAAUAGCGUUCGACGAAUAUAAGGGGAGAAGUGAAUCGCACGGGGUACGAGAAAAGUACGACGACUAGUGUUAGAGUGCAUUUAUAUUAUAUUUAAAACAUAUGUAUAUUUAUAUAUACAUAUAUCAUACAUGGAUAAUUUUAAUAACGACAGGAUUAACGCGCGAGCAUAAAGAGUGUUUUGUUACGAUUGAAAUUAUUUAAGGAGCGUGUAAGAGAUAGCGUGGCGAUAACGGAUCGACAUUGCUUUUUUUUUUUUUUUUUAUACCGAUACCGAUGAAUGGAUUGAUUCGGUAUCGAGCCGAGUCGGGAGAUAAUAACGUGUCCAGGGCCAUUAUAAACGAUGUGUAUUAUAAUUAAUGUAAUCAGCAAAAAAUACACGUAUGAUAAUGAAAAAAAUAACGAGUGAAAUACUAUUUUAUGUAUUACGUGCGACGUAACGGCAACGAGAGGUCGAAAGAAAAAAAAAAUACAUUGUUUAUUUUAAACGCUCUAUACGUAAAAUUGUUCGAUAAUUUGCUCGCCGAUUAUUAUAUUUCUUAUCACGAUAAUCACACGAUAUCUCAUCGUGUGCAUACGUACGUACAAUUGUAUGUACAAUAAUUACCUUGACUCGCAUUAACUUCUUAAUCGUCGAUCGUCGAGUCUCGUCGCCGUUUCCCGUCGUUGUUUAUAAUAUAAAUAUAUACGUAUAGAUACGUCGACGAUGCAAAUUAAAAAGGGAGUAGAACCUUGGUUAAAAACAAAUGUGGCAAUCACGAGCAUUAUUCCUGAUAAAAACGUUAUUAAAAACGGUAGACUGAAAAAAAAAAAAA
Apis mellifera (honey bee) is the source of this 6213-nucleotide messenger RNA. It is a transcript of the gene ena, whose product is annotated as protein enabled. Gene Ontology annotation, molecular function: SH3 domain binding. Lineage: Eukaryota; Metazoa; Arthropoda; Insecta; Hymenoptera; Apidae. The record is from RefSeq and is a predicted model, not a curated record. The coding region runs from base 268 to 2697 and encodes 809 amino acids. The transcript is spliced from 8 exons.